AUGGACGCAGGGAAGAAGGACAAGGUCGUCGCGGCGCUGAAGUCGGAGGUGCCGGACGUCGCGGCCAUGGUCAUCAUGGACGAGGCGGGCACGGUGCUCGUCAACACGUCCAAGAGCAACGACGCGAAGGAGCUCGGCGCGCUUCCGAAGGCGUUCGACGACCGGGAAGCGGCGGUGAUGAACGGAGUCGUGUUGGAACAGACGCGGUACGAGGUCCACAAGCACCACCCAGAGUGCAACCCGGGGCUCGUGUACGGCCGGACCAUGCACCCCAAAGAGGACCCGCUGAACUCCACAGGGUUCAUGAUGGCGAAGUUCCCCAGCGGCCCGACGGGCAAGCCGCUGGUGGUGAUGGCGACGUAUGCCAUGCCCAACAUAUCUGCGCGCAUGAUCCCGGAAGUGACGGCCUUCAUCAACAAGCACUUCUUCUAG
Messenger RNA from Pedinophyceae sp. YPF-701, 432 nucleotides. NCBI's taxonomy places the organism in Eukaryota, Viridiplantae, Chlorophyta, Pedinophyceae. The record is from the annotation of a GenBank genome assembly.